CCCUGCUGAUUGCCGUCAGCACCGCCGUGGAUAAGGUUAUCGCCCACUUCAGCACCGCCCGGAACCUGGUGCAGAAGGCCCAGCUGGGCGACAGCCGGCUCAGCCCAGACGUGGGUUACCUGCUGCUGCACACCCUCUGCCCAGCGCUCUAUGCCUUGGUGGAGGAUGGGCUGAAGCCCUUCCAGAAGGAUGUUAUCACAGGCCAAAGGAAAAGUUCCCCCUGGAGCGUGGUGGAAGCCUCUGUGAAGACAGGCCCCAACACCCGCUCUCUCCAGUCCCUGUGCUGGCAUGUGGCUGGGCUGGCCCCCCUCAACAGCACCAGACAGAAGUUUCAUGCCUUUAUCCUCGGCCUUUUGAACAUUAAGCAGCUGGAGCUGUGGAUCUCUCACCUGCAGAAGAGCCCAGGUGUGAUCUCCGUGCUGUAUUCACCCACGGCCUUCUUUGCCCUGAGCCAGGGCCCUCUUCCCCACCUCGCCGAUGAACUGCUGCUGCUCAUCCAGCCCCUCUCAGUGCUGACUUUCCACCUUGACCUGCUCUUUGAACACCACCACCUCUCCGUGGAUGUAAGACCCUUGUCCCGUCGGCUGGAGUCCCCCCUGUCUCCUGCCCAUCACCCUGCUCAGGCUCAGGGGGCUGUGCAGCCUUCUCUGGAGGGCCGAAGCAGCGCUGCGGGGGCGAGCCUGGAAGACGAGAUCCCCCCCGAUGCUCUGGGGAGGGCAGCCGGUGCGGAGGGCAGCACGAGGUCCCAGUCCCCAGCAGCUGUGCGCGGGCUGGUCCCUGGCUCCCAGGUGGGGGCUGCCCUGCAGCAGACCUUCCAGCAUGUGCUGCGCUGGGGUGACCAGCUCGGUCGCACUUUCCUGGGAGCGGAGAGCUCCCCGGAGCCCCACAGGCCCGAGGCAGGCCCUCAGGACGCCGGGGCUGGCUUCAGUGGCUGGUGGGGCCAGCUGAGCCAGGCCUCCAGGGUUUACGUCGCUCCUAGCAAGGAGAAGUUCCCCUUCGUCUGGUGGACAAAGCUGCGGACGGCUGCGGGGGAUUCCAGCCCCGGCCAGGCUGCGCGACCGCAGACAUCUGUGAAUGAGCCUGGAGGCACAGAGCUGCAGCUCCUUCAGACCAAAGCUGUCCCUGAACUCCCCAGUCCAAAGCCCAGCAGCGGCGCUGACACCUCUGGGACCUCUUCCCCUGAAGACCUCCUCCUGCCUGCUGGAGCUGGAGCACCCACUGAGCCAGAGGAUCCUGCUGCCGGAGAGAAGAAGCUCCUGGCUGUUUCCCCAGAGCCUCGUGCGAAUAGGAACCGGGCAGCACCUUCUGACCCAGAGCCCGUGUCCCAAGUGCUGCUGCUGUCGCGUUGCCUCAGUCCUUUAGGGCACCGGGAGCUCAUGGUGGAGGCUCGGAGACCUUCGAGCUGGCUGUCCCCCAGCGCCCGUGUCCUGGCCGUGGUGGUGAAGGGGCUGCCAGCUGAGAAGGGCCGCGCUCAAGAACGGCCGGUGGGAAACAGGUCCGACUCGCCCCAGCCCCACAG
Molecule: messenger RNA, 1519 nt
Organism: Leptosomus discolor (cuckoo roller)
Lineage: Eukaryota; Metazoa; Chordata; Aves; Leptosomiformes; Leptosomidae
Source: RefSeq, a predicted model, not a curated record